This is a messenger RNA of Biomphalaria glabrata, 11577 nucleotides long. Its product is annotated as protein PF3D7_1417600-like. The transcript has 7 exons. The record is from RefSeq and is a predicted model, not a curated record. Lineage: Eukaryota; Metazoa; Mollusca; Gastropoda; Planorbidae. The coding region runs from base 453 to 9947 and encodes 3164 amino acids.
ACUCUUUAGAGGAUGCGGCGCUUGCGAAUCGAACAUUCCGGAAACAAUAAAGUCUUAGCAAAGGAAAAAAACAACAACAUUACUCCUUCUUUCUCCUGGAUCUGUUCCCUGCAGAAAGGUCUUUGCAAGCUCUGUGGAUCUUGUGAUAUAGCCGAACAGUCUUAGCUUACGUUUUUUUUUUAAACGGACACAGCUUGCAGUACAUAGAUUCAUUGGUUAUCGAUGGCAGUGACGAGGUCACGUACCGAACUGUUAAAAGUAGUCAAAGUCAAGGGAUUUAAAUGUUAGAUACAGGCUAGAGAUUAUGUAACAGCAGGUGUCGGCAGAGUUAUAAGAAAUAAGGUGGAGAAAAGCAUUAAGGAAGCACUAAUGAAACGUCAUGUUUUGAACGUUUGCUCCUAAGGUUAGAGACAUUUUGAUUUGCCCUCUCUGGAAAGUAAAAUAGAUCAAGAAUGGAAAAAGAGGAUUUCGAGACUGACAGAAAUGGAGGAGCGAGAAAAAAGAUUUUUGUAAGAACAUCACCCGCAUCGUCAGAUGAGAGUUCUGUUAGAAACCUGGAGAGACAUGGCCUUGAACGUAGCAGUGUCCAGCCUUCAACUGAGCAUCUUGCUGUACAGAUCCGACAAUUAAGCUCUAACUGCUCUCAGCUGCAGAGAAGCAUGGGGGACAGCCAGAUGGGGGACAGCCAGAGCCUAAGGAUGUUCCUGAGCAAAUUUACUGACCAAAAUAAUCGUUUGAAAGCUAGCAGCGAACAGAUCUUUGAUGAGCUGAGACAGAGUAGGAGACUGUUGACCUAUGUUCUCUCGGAGAAUACACAAGCAAUGGGGGCUUUAAAGGAAUGUCUUGGAGAAAACAGAGCAUCAGUCAUUGAAUUGCAUGAAGCAUUAAAGGCACUGAGGACCUAUUAUUUAGAAUCACAAACUGAGCCAAUAAGGUCACCCAGUGGCAAUCAUCUUUCGAGAAACUGCGAUAGACAUACAUCACAAUCAGAAUUGAACUUUACACAAACUGGACACAACGAGUCUACAUUGGACGAACACUUUGCUCAUGCAUCCCUUUAUUCAACUAAUUUUCAGUUUGCUAGGCAACAGAUUGACCAAAGGAGGGCAGAACCUCGACAUCAAUCUCAUAUUGAUGAAGAGCCACAGGGAGAGUUAGGAAAUGCUGUAAUCAUGGACACAUCUAAUUUACAGAGAAUUGGACAAAGGUUGCCAGCUACACCACAGCAUGAACUUUUGCCAGAUAGGCCUACAUUACAACAGAUGCACUACACAGUUCCACAAGGACAUAUCCCUCAUCGAUCAGAACAGCAACAGGAACAUACCCAAGAAACACUAGCACAUCAACAGGGACAGUUUUCACGCCCAACACUACAUUUUGCUGGUGGACAUUUCCAGAGUAUUCCAGAAACUCCACAAGGAAAUGUCAUGCCAAUACCAUCACAGCAAGAACUUUCAAUGGCUACACAAACUCAAGGACAUUUUAUGGCUACACCAACUCAAGGCCAUUUAAUGGCUACACCAACUCAACGCCAUUUAAUGGCUACACCAACUCAAGGACAUUUAAUGGCUACACCAAAUCAGCAAGGAAAUUUCUUAGCUACAACUCAGCAAAGAGAUGUCAUGGCUAUACCAACACAGCAAGGGCAUAUAAUGGCUACACCAUUGCAGAAAGGAAAAUUCAUUGCAACAACAACUCAGCAAAGAGAUGUCAUGGCUAUGCCAACACAGCAAGGGCAUAUAAUGGCUACACCAUUGCAGCAAGAACAUUUCAAUGCUACAACAACUCAGCAAAGAGAUGUCAUGGCUAUACCAACACAGCAAGGGCAUAUAAUGGCUACACCAUUGCAGCAAGAACAUUUCAAUGCUACAACAACUCAGCAAAGAGAUGUCAUUGCUAUACCAACACAGCAAGGGCAUAUAAUGGCUACACCAUCGCAGCAAGGAAAUUUCAUUGCUACAACAACUCAGCAAAGAGAUGUCAUGGCUAUGCCAACACAGCAAGGGCAUAUAAUGGCUACACCAUUGCAGCAAGAACAUUUCAUGGCUACACAAUCACGGCAAGAACAUUUAAUACCAACAUCAUUUCAGCAAAGAAAUGUAAUAACUAAACCAUCAAACCAAGGACAUACAUUGACUACUUCGGUUCAGCGAGGAAAUACUAUGGCUACACCAUUACAGCAAGGAAAUGUAGCUACCGAAUCGCAGUCAGGAAAUUUCAGUUUUACACCGAUUCAACAAGGAAAUUUCAUCUCUACGCCAACUCAACAAGGACAUUUAUUGGCUACAGAUAAUGUAAUGGCUAAAACAUUUCAGCAUGAAAAUGUCAUGAUUUCAUCAUCACAGCCACGAAAUUUAAAAGCUACACCAACUCAUCAAAGAAAUCAAAAGGCUACAUCAAUUGAGCCAAGAAAUGUCAUGGCUACACCAUCGCGGCAAGAAAAUGUAAUGGCAACCCGAUCCCAGGAAGUAAAUAAUGUUAUGGCUACACCAUCUCAAGAAGCUAAUGUCAUGACCACACCCACUCAGAACGGAACUGUACUAGCUACACCAACACUACAAGGAAAUGUCAAAACUACAUCGCCUCAGCGAGAACAUGUCAUGGCUGAACAAUCAUCAACACAAGAACGAAAUCUCAAAAUUAACCAGACACAAACUCAGCAAGGACAUCAUUCUUUUCCACCAACCGAAAUAAGUCCACCUUUGGUUGACUCGCUGAGAAGUGAAACUAGUAGACACUACUUGUCAUUCGUAACUGAAAACCAAAACCGACAAACUCCUAAUGGUAAAAUGCCAUCACCAAAAAUUCAACAAUUAGAUUCUACAAUAAAUAAACAAAGCUCUGGAGGCUUGGCUCAACAAUUCACUCCAGGUACAGAUACCCCUCAUGGCUCUAAGCUCUUUGAGAGUCUAAGUGUGUCCUCAUUAAAAAUUUCCAAAUAUGUAUUUAAUCAUAUUGAUGCUGAGAAUGAGUCCACAGAAAAUCCUUCAUCUAUGGCUGAUACAGAUAUACCAUUAGCAGAAAUUCAGCAGCAAGAUUCUGCAAUAAAUAAACAAAGCCGUGGAGACUUGCCUAAACAAUUAUCGUCACGUUCAGAUACCGCUCAUGGCGAUACAUUCUUUGAGAGUCCAAGAAUGUCGUCUUUAAAAUUUCCCAAAUGUGUAAUUGAUGAUGUAGACUCCACAGAAAAUCCUUCAUCUAUUGCUGAUACAGAUAUACCAUUAGAGGAAAUUCAGCAGCAAGAUUCUGCAAUAAAUAAACAAAGCCGUGGAGACUUGCCUAAACAAUUAUCGUCACGUUCAGAUACCGCUCAUGGCGAUAAACUCUUUGAGAGCCCCAUUAUAUCCUCAUUGAAAAUGCCCAAAACUGAAUUUGAUAACUUUGAUGUAAAGAACAAAUCUAAAGUAAGUCCUUCAUCUAUUUCUGAUACGGAUUUACCACCAUCAGAUAUUCAGCAGUUAGAUUCUACAAUGAAUAAACAUAGCUAUGGAAACUUGGCUGAACACUUUACUUCAAUUGAUACAGAUAAUACACUUGAAGAGGAAGGUGAUCGCCAAAGCUCUUGUACAGAAGGAAUUUCUUUGAAUACAGUCAUUAAAAGUGGAGCUAUGCUUUUUACGAGUCCAGUACUAGCGCAAUCUAGAAAUAUUGUGAGAGAUGAUGAAGAUUAUGAACAAUUGUCUUCAGUUGAAACAGAUAACACCCUUGGACAAGAAGAGGAAUACCAAAGCUCUUGUACUGAUGGAAUUUCUUUGGAUACAGUCAUAGAAAGUGGAGGUAUGCUUUUUAAUAGCCCUGUAUUAUCAGUACCAGAGCAAUCUAGAAGAAAGCUUGUGAGGGAUCGUAAAGAUUAUGAAACAUCUAUGUCUGAGACACACAGUUCUUCUUCUUCAUCUCAUGAAGAUGAUCUUGAUAGUACAGAUGAUUCUUGCAGUCAAGACUUUUCUCAAGAUUCAGACAAACACGAUAUUUUAUUUGAGAAUAGACCAUCACCAAAGACUAAAAAUAACACAACGAAAUCUAUGAGCAAUAACAAGACAAUAUUGUUUACACCCAACACACAAGCCAAAGAAUUACACUCACAAUCGCAAACGGAAAUGGUAGUUCACAAGAGCAAUGUAUCUAGCCAAUUAGUUCAUCAGAGCAAUGUAAUUAGACCGUUAGGUCAUCAGAGCAAUGUAACUAGACCAUUAGCUCCCCAGAGUAAUGUAACUAGCCCAUUUAUUAAUCAGAGAAAUGUUACUAGACCAUUAGCUCCCCAGAGCAAUGUAACUAGCCCAUUUAUUGAUCAGAGCAAUGUAACUAGACCAUUAGGUCAUCAGAGCAAUGUAACUAGCCCAUUUAUUGAUCAGAGAAAUGUAACUAGACCAUUAGCUCCCCAGAGCAAUGUAACUAGCCCAUUUAUUGAUCAGAGCAAUGUAACUAGACCAUUAGGUCAUCAGAGCAAUGUAACUAGCCCAUUUAUUGAUCAGAGAAAUGUAACUAGACCAAUAGCUCCCCAGAGCAAUGUAACUAGCCCAUUUAUUGAUCAGAGCAAUGUAACUAGACCAUUAGGUCAUCAGAGCAAUGUAACUAGCCCAUUUAUUGAUCAGAGAAAUGUAACUAGACCAAUAGCUCCCCAGAGCAAUGUAACUAGCCCAUUUAUUGAUCAGAGCAAUGUAACUAGACCAUUAGGUCAUCAGAGCAAUGUAACUAGCCCAUUUAUUGAUCAGAGAAAUGUAACUAGACCAUUAGCUCCCCAGAGCAAUGUAACUAGCCCAUUUCUUGAUCAGAGUAAUGUAACUAGACCAUUAGGUCAUCAGAGCAAUGUAACUAGCCCAUUUAUUGAUCAGAGUAAUGUAACUAGACCAUUUAUUGAUCAGAGUAAUGUAACUAGCCCAUUUAUUGAUCAGAGUAAUGUAACUAGACCAUUCGGUCAUCAGAGCAAUGUAACUAGCCCAUUUAUUGAUCAGAGCAAUGUAACUAGCCCAUUUAUUGAUCAGAGUAAUGUAACUAGACCAUUUAUUGAUCAGAGUAAUGUAACUAGCCCAUUUAUUGAUCAGAGUAAUGUAACUAGACCAUUCGGUCAUCAGAGCAAUGUAACUAGCCCAUUUAUUGAUCAGAGCAAUGUAACUAGCCCAUUUAUUGAUCAGAGUAAUGUAACUAGCCCAUUUAUUGAUCAGAGUAAUGUAACUAGCCCAUUUAUUGAUCAGAGUAAUGUAACUAGACCAUUAGGUCAUCAGAGCAAUGUAACUAGACCAUUUAUUGAUCAGAGUAAUGUAACUAGCCCAUUUAUUGAUCAGAGUAAUGUAACUAGACCAUUAGGUCAUCAGAGCAAUGUAACUAGCCCAUUUAUUGAUCAGAGCAAUGUAACUAGCCCAUUAAGUCAACAGAGCAAUGUAACUACACCAUUAGCUCCCCAGAGCAAUGUAACUAGCCCAUUUAUUGAUCAGAGCAAUGUAACUAGACCGUUAGGUCAUCAGAGCAAUGUAACUAGACCGUUAGGUCAUCAGAGCAAUGUAACUAGCCAAUUAGUUCAUCAGAGAAAUGUAACUAGCCCAUUUAUUGAUCAGAGUAAUGUAACUAGCCCAUUAGCUCAACAGAGCAAUGUAACUAGACAAUUAGCUCAUCAGAGCAAUGUAACUAGCCCAUUAGUUCACGAGAGCAAUGUAACUAGACCAUCAGUUCAUCAGAACAAUGUAACUAGACCGUUAGGUCAUCAGAGCAAUGUAACUAGCCCAUUAGCUCAUCAGAGCAAUGUAACUAGCCCAUUAGCUCAUCAGAGCAAUGUAACUAGCCCAUUAGCUCAUCAGAGCAAUGUAACUAGACCAUUAGUUCACGAGAGCAAUGUAACAAGCCCAUUAAUAGGAACCUCAUGUGGUCCAAAACUCUUUGUUCCACCAGCCCAGCACUCUAAUGAAUUUGGAGCAUCAGCUGGAGACGUUAAAAUAGAAGACGACGAUGAACGAAAUGAAAGAAAGCAGACGACACAAACAAGACAAGUUGAAGGUCGUAUAAUAAAAAAGGCUAGAAAAAAACGAAACGAAACAUCUAGAAAUAGUCAAAAGGAUAAUAAUAAGAAAACCAUGUCACCAGUAAAUCAUGCAGAAAGAGAACGUGAAAAGAAGGAAGAAGAAAGUAGAGAAAAUAAAAAGAAGGAUGAAGAAAGUAGAGAAAGUAAAAAGAAGGAUGAAGAAAGUAGAGAAAGUAAAAAGAAGGAGGAAGAAAGUAGAGAAAGUAAAAAGAAGGAUGAAGAAAGUAGAGAAAGUGAAAAGAAAGAUGAAGAAAGUAGAGAAAGUGUAAAAAAAGAUGAAGAAAGUAGAGAAAGUAAAAAGAAGGAUGAAGAAAGUAGAGAAAGUGAAAAGAAGGAUGAAGAAAAUAGAGAAAGUGAAAAGAAAGAUGAAGAAAGUAGAGAAAGUGUAAAAAAAGAUGAAGAAAGUAGAGAAAGUAAAAAGAAGGAGGAAGAAAGUAGAGAAAGUGUAAAGAAGGAGGAAGAAAGUAGAGAAAGUAAAAAGAAUGAUGAAGAAAGUAGAGAAAGUAAAAAGAAGGAUGAAGAAAGUAGAGAAAGUGAAAAGAAGGAUGAAGAAAGUAGAGAAAGUGAACAGAAAGAUGAAGAAAGUAGAGAAAGUAAAAAGAAGGAUGAAGAAAGUAGAGAAAGUAAAAAGAAGGAUGAAGAAAGUAGAGAAAGUGAAAAGAAAUAUGAAGAAAGUAGAGAAAGUGUAAAAAAAGAUGAAGAAAGUAGAGAAAGUGAACAGAAAGAUGAAGAAAGUAGAGAAAGUGUAAAGAAGGAUGAAGAAAGUAGAGAAAGUGAAAAGAAUGAUGAAGAAAGUAGAGAAAGUGAACAGAAAGAUGAAGAAAGUAGAGAAAGUGUAAAGAAGGAUGAAGAAAGUAGAGAAAGUGAACAGAAAGAUGAAGAAAGUAGAGAAAGUGUAAAGAAUGAUGAAGAAAGUAGAGAAAGUGAACAGAAUGAUGAAGAAAGUAGAGAAAGUGAACAGAAAGAUGAAGAAAGUAGAGAAAGUGUUAAGAAGGAUGAAGAAAGUAGAGAAAGUGAACAGAAAGAUGAAGAAAGUAGAGAAAGUGUAAAGAAGGAUGAAGAAAGUAGAGAAAGUAAAAAGAAGGAUGAAGAAAGUAGAGAAAGUAAAAAGAAGGAUGAAGAAAGUAGAGAAAGUGAAAAGAAGGAUGAAGAAAGUAGAGAAAGUGAAAAGAAAGAUGAAGAAAGUAGAGAAAGUGUAAAGAAGGAUGAAGAAAGUAGAGAAAGUGAAAAGAAUGAUGAAGAAAGUAGAGAAAGUGAAAAGAAGGAUGAAGAAAGUAGAGAAAGUGAACAGAAAGAUGAAGAAAGUAGAGAAAGUGUAAAGAAGGAUGAAGAAAGUAGAGAAAGUAAAAAGAAGGAUGAAGAAAGUAGAGAAAGUGAAAAGAAAGAUGAACAAAGUAGAGAAAGUAAAAAGAAAGAUGAAGAAAGUAGAGAAAGUGAACAGAAAGAUGAAGAAAGUAGAGAAAGUGAACAGAAAGAUGAAGAAAGUAGAGAAAGUGAACAGAAAGAUGAAGAAAGUAGAGAAAGUAAAAAGAAAGAUGAAGAAAGUAGAGAAAGUGAACAGAAAGAUGAAGAAAGUAGAGAAAGUGAACAGAAAGAUGAAGAAAGUAGAGAAAGUAAAAAGAAGGAUGAAGAAAGUAGAGAAAGUAAAAAGAAGGAUGAAGAAAGUAGAGAAAGUAAAAAGAAGGAUGAAGAAAGUAGAGAAAGUAAAAAGAAGGAUGAAGAAAGUAGAGAAAGUGAACAGAAAGAUGAAGAAAGUAGAGAAAGUAAAAAGAAGGAUGAAGAAAGUAGAGAAAGUAAAAAGAAGGAUGAAGAAAGUAGAGAAAGUAAAAAGAAGGAUGAAGAAAGUAGAGAAAGUGAAAAGAAGGAUGAAGAAAGUAGAGAAAGUGUAAAGAAGGAUGAAGAAAGUAGAGAAAGUGAAAAGAAGGAUGAAGAAAGUAGAGAAAGUGAAAAGAAAGAAGGAGAAAGUAGAGAAAGUAAAAAGAAGGAUGAAGAAAGUAGAGAAAGUAAAAAGAAAGAAGGAGAAAGUAGAGAAAGUGAAAAGAAGGAUGAACAAAGUAGAGAAAGUGAAAAGAAAGAUGAAGAAAGUAGAGAAAGUAAAAAGAAGGAUGAAGAAAGUAGAGAAAGUGAAAAGAAAAAUGAAGAAAGUAGAGAAAGUAAAAAGAAAGAAGGAGAAAGUAGAGAAAGUGAAAAGAAGGAUGAAGAAAGUAGAGAAAGUAAAAAGAAGGAUGAAGAAAGUAGAGAAAGUGAAAAGAAAGAAGGAGAAAGUAGAGAAAGUAAAAAGAAAGAAGGAGAAAGUAGAGAAAGUGAAAAGAAGGAUGAACAAAGUAGAGAAAGUGAAAAGAAGGAUGAAGAAAGUAGAGAAAGUGAAAAGAAGGAUGAAGAAAGUAGAGAAAGUGUAAAGAAGGAUGAAGAAAGUAGAGAAAGUAAAAAGAAGGAUGAAGAAAGUAGAGAAAGUAAAAAGAAAGAAGGAGAAAGUAGAGAAAGUGAAAAGAAGGAUGAAGAAAGUAGAGAAAGUGAAAAGAAGGAUGAAGAAAGUAGAGAAAGUAAAAAGAAAGAAGGAGAAAGUAGAGAAAGUAAAAAAAAAGAUAAAGAAAGUAGAGAAAGUGAAAAGAAGGAUGAAGAAAGUAGAGAAAGAGAAAGUAAAGAGAAAGCUGAAGAAAGAAAAGAAAGAGAAAGUAAAGAGAAAGCUGAAGAAAGAAGAGAAAGUGAAGAAAUUAAUGAAAAUAAAGAGAAGGCUAAAGAAAGUAAAGAAAGUGAAAAGAAGGAUGAAGAAAGUAGAGAAAGUAAAAAGAAAGAAGGAGAAAGUAAAGAAAGUGAAAAGAAGGCUGAAGAAAGUACGGAAAGUGAAGAAAAAACUAAUUUUAGUAGAGAAAAUAAAUCGAAGACUGUAGAAGCUAGAGAAAACAAAGAGAAGACUGAAGAAGCUAGAGAAAACAAAGAGAAAACUAAAGAAAAGAAAGAGAGGAAUAAAGAAACUAGAGAAAUUAAAGAGAGGAAUAAAGAAACUAGAGAAAUUAAAGAGACGACUGAAGAAACUAGAGAAAUUAAAGAGAAGACUGAAGAAACUAGAGAAAACAAAGAGAAAACUGAAAGUGAAGAGAAGAUUGAAAAUGAAGAGAAGAUUGAAAGUGAAGAGAAGAUUGAAAAUGAAGAGAAGAUUGAAAGUGAAGAGAAGAUUGAAAGUGAAGAGAAGAUUGAAAGUGAAGAGAAGAUUGAAAAUGAAGAGAAGAUUGAAAGUGAAGAGAAGAAUGAAAGUGAAGAGAAGAUUGAAAGUGAAGAGAAGAUUGAAAGUGAAGAGAAGAUUGAAAGUGAAGAGAAGAUUGAAAAUGAAGAGAAGAUUGAAAGUGAAGAGAAGACUGAAAGUGAAGAGAAGACUGAAAGUGAAGAGAAGACUGAAAAUGAAGAGAAGAUUGAAAGUGAAGAGAAGAUUGAAAAUGAAGAGAAGAUUGAAAAUGAAGAGAAGAUUGAAAGUGAAGAGAAGAUUGAAAAUGAAGAGAAGAUUGAAAAUGAAGAGAAGAUUGAAAGUGAAGAGAAGAUUGAAAGUGAAGAGAAGAUUGAAAAUGAAGAGAAGAUUGAAAAUGAAGAGAAGAUUGAAAAUGAAGAGAUGAAUGAAAGUGAAGAGAAGAUUGAAAGUGAAGAGAAGACUGAAAAAAUGAGAGAAAAUGAAGAAAAUGCGGAUCAUAAAGAAAAUAAAGAGAAGACUGAAGAUAUUAGUGAAAAUAAAGAUAUCUCUUCAGUUGUUAAAGAAACUGAAGAGAGUACUGCUUAUAAUAAAGAUACUAAAGAGAGACUUACAGCCGGUAUGGAUUUGGCAAACAAAAAGAAUCAGAGCUUCGGACAUAAAAACCAAAAUAAAGCAUCUGACUACAUUUUGUGGUCCUUUUUACUUGUAUUAGUUGCAUAUCUAUGUAUGUUUUGGGUUUCAUAUUUGUAAUUUAAAGCUGUAAAGUAUUUAUUUGUUUUCUAUCUCCAUUUAGUUUCUCAUAUUUACAAAUAGUAGGCUACCAUUUUUAUUCCCAUUUCUUGUUUAAGCUUAAACACAUAUAUACACUAUAAAAACAUUCGCUCAUAAUUUCUUAAAUUGAGAUUGGUUUUGGUUAAAGGAAACAAAAAUCAUUGUAGCCCGCUAAUUUGAAGAGUUAGUAUUUGAAGUAUUUGUAUUUAGUAUUUUUAUCACUAAUUGAUUAAGUAUUGAGUACCUUAGCAUAUAUUUUGUGUAUCUUUUUUGUUCAUUUAAAAUUUCAAAGCAAUGCUUUUUAUACAAUUUAUGAAUGUCGCAUUCAGAAUUGAAAUGAUUUUUUUUUAUUCAGAUGAAAAGUAAACUCAUAAGAACCGUUUCAAUUAGUGCCAUUUGAACAUAGAAAUGUUAAAGUCUCCGGUAAACAUGAAGGAUAAGAUGAACACAAAGUUAGGCUUGAGACACUGAAGUGUCAACGUCAAUACAAUAAUUUAUUUUAAAAAUAUUAGUAUAAAUGACUAGACUAUACUUGAGUUAAAUGUCUGUAGGUAUUUACCAGCUGGUCAAUAUGGGGAGAGCGAUGCUAAUGAAGUACGUAUACGCCUCUGGAAGAAAAGCGUACCAAACGAAAAAUGGCUGGCUUCUUCAGAACAAAGCGAAAGCCACAUUAAACCUGCGUUAUAUGUGAAUGUAUCUCGAGAAUAGGGCUCUACGGUGAAACAGGCACUGUUCUACGAGAGGAACCGACACCAGUCGUUAGAGAAGGCCUGAACACCUACCUGCAACGUCACAACAUGUGGGCAGUGUAGACUUAUAGCAAUGCAUCAUCGCAUAAAUGAUUCCAGAUACCGAUCUCACAAAAACAAGCAAACGCAAGAAGUCCUUUUAUUUCCAUUAGCAAAGAAAGGCCCUUGUACCUUAGCGAACUGAUCACUCCAAAUGUCCUUCAGAAAGCCCUGAGCUCAAUGGACUCAACGCUUUUAGUCGUGCCACGUUUCUCCCUCAAAAGCUAGGGCCUGCGGGCUUUUUCAGUGCUCGAACCAAAGGUUUGGAACUCACUCCCCAUUGAUCUCAGACAGACAACAUGCUACACCACUUUCAAGAAGAACACUAAGACCUACCUGUUAAAAACGUAUUUAGAUUAGUUAGUCAUUUUAGCUCUAGUGUUUGUGUUUGCAAUGUUAUCACAGUGCCUUGAGCCUACAUUUUGUUUUUUAACAGCGCUUUAUAAAUAAAAUUAUUAUUAUUAUCACACACAAUGUUGAAGUGAAACUGUACUGAAUGUUUUGUUUGCUAUUAUUAUAAUUAUUGUUGUGUGUGAUACACAAAUUGUGGAGCAAAUACCCUCAUGGGUAAUAAUGAUAUUAUUAUUAUUUUAUAUAUGUUUCUAGUUUAGCUUUAGACUAGCUUUAAUGGUAAUGUAUUCUUGUAUAUCAACCGGAUAGAGUUGGACCAAAAUUGUGAUAGAGCAUAGCAAUCUAUUUAUAUUUAUCGUUAGUAUUUUAUAUUAUUUACAAAACAUGUUUUGGGGAUUUCUAUAACGAACAAUGAUUUAAUCUGUGAUUUAUUUUUCUUGUCUUUAAAGAAUAAAUAUGUGUAAAAAUUG